Molecule: messenger RNA, 638 nt
Organism: Linderina pennispora
Lineage: Eukaryota; Fungi; Kickxellomycota; Kickxellomycetes; Kickxellales; Kickxellaceae
Exons: 1
Coding region: 225-560 (111 amino acids)
Source: RefSeq, a predicted model, not a curated record
AUGAUGACAAUGACUGCCAUGUGCAGUAUUUCUGGCACAGCGAAUAGUUUUUAGCUUCCGUCAAUUUAUCUUGCUACCUGCUACCACCGCUGCCUAUAAAAACGACUACCUCUCUCUCUCUGCCUCCCUACACGCCAUCACACACAAACCACACUUGCUGCCCACGUUUGUUUAGCCAAUAUAUUACAUUUGUAUUUGCAACCAACUAAUCUCCAACUAGCAGAAUGGUAUCAUGCAACCAAGGAGUAAUCUCCAGCACCAACGGUGACUCGUUCUGGGUCGUGCAUAUGGGGAAAGUUGACCAAGUUUGGAGCAAUAUCGAUGGCAACAAGGUACAAUGCAUGGCAGAGAAUGGUAUGCUCAAGUGUUGCUAUAAUAGCGAUUGCCGCUCGUUCACAUGUCCUGGCAUCGUUACCAGUGGCUCCGACCAGCUACUUCUUAUAGAUGCAAUGAGGAGAGCAGCGAACCAAGCCCCCAAGUCCAGCCCGGCAAGCCGCUUGACCGUCAAAUCGACUGCCGUAUUGCUAUCUGUACUGCUUCCCAUUGCUGCCCUUAUAUAAGCAGCAUGGUGGUGAUAUUAUCUUCGUCAUUUUUCUGUACCAAACAACAACGGAUACAUAAUAUAUCCUAAUGGAGAU